GGCACGCGCUAUUGAACCCUCGCGCGGCACCGAGAAAGUCGACUGAUUGUGCAAAGAAACUUUACCGACUUUCUCAUACGGCGGAACACAGAGAAGACUGACUCUUUCGCCUUCCGUUGCAGAUAUGAGACACAAUUUAAUUCCCAUGGUUCGGAUAUCACGCUCAUCCGUGGAUUUCAAAGACCUUCUUGUGGAUUUGCACUUUGCUUGAUCUUGAAGAGUUAGUUUUUUGACAACGUUUGCUGGGAUUUUAAGUUCCUCGGAAACAUGCCGGAGAAAAUAAGUAUUUCGGAUUUCGUUUCUUUGGCGAAAGAGGAUCUUUCGUCUCCGGGGAGCUCUGGGUUUCAGUCCAAAAUGAGCGACUGUCGGAGCACCGUGGCCGCGCUUGAGGAGUCUCUAGAGCAGGACCAGACGUCCCUACAGAAGAUGAAGAAAAUUGUGAAGGCCAUCCACAACUCUGGACUCAAUCACGUGGAGAAUAAGGAGCAGUACACAGAGGUUCUGGAGAAUCUGGGCAACAGCCACCUGUCGCAGGAUAAUAAUGAGGUGUCCACAGGCUUCCUGAACCUGGCCGUGUUCACGCGAGAGGUCACUGCACUCUUCAAAAACCUGGUGCAAAACCUAAACAACAUAAUUUCUUUCCCUCUUGAGAACGUGUUGAAGUCUGAGCUGAGAGACAGCAGGCUGGAGCUGAAAAAACAGAUGGAGAAAAGCUGGAAGGAUUAUGAUGCUAAAAUAGGGAAGCUGGAGAAAGAAAGAAGGGAGAAACAGAAACAGCAUGGGCUGAUCCGAUUGGACAUGACAGACACAGCGGAGGACAUGGAAAGAGAACGCAGGAACUUCCAGCUGCAGAUGUGUGAGUAUUUGCUGAAGAUUCAGGAGCUGAAAAUUCGUCAAGGUCCAGAUCUGCUGCAGGGUCUGAUCAAGUACUUUCAAGCCCAACUUAACUUUUUCCAGGAUGGACUGAAGGCUGCAGAGAAUCUUGGUCCGUUUGUAGAGAAGUUGGCAGCCUCUGUACAUACGGUUCGUCAUGAGCAGGAUGAAGAAGUAAAGCAGCUCUCUCAAUUGCGAGACUCACUAAGAACACAACUACAAGUGGAUGGCAAAGAGGAUUUUCUAAACAGAAAGAACUCCGGUCAUGGAUACAGUAUCCACCAGCCUCAAGGCAAUAAGAAAUACGGCACAGAAAAAUCUGGAUUCCUCUUAAAAAAGAGCGAUGGGAUCAGAAAGGUUUGGCAGAAGAGGAAGUGUGGGGUGAAAUAUGGCUGUCUCACCAUUUCUCACAGCACGAUCAACAGACCACCCGCAAAACUCAAUCUUCUGACAUGUCAGGUGCGGCCCAACCCUGAGGAGAAGAGGACGUUUGAUUUAGUUACACACAAUCGCACAUACCAUUUCCAGGCUGAGGAUGAGCAAGAAUGCAUGAUAUGGGUGUCUGUGCUGCAGAACAGUAAAGAGGAGGCCUUGAACACUGCUCUGGGAGGAGAUCAACUGCAGUUUCAGGAUAGUGGUCUGCAAGAGCUCGUCCGAGCUGUUAUCUCAGGCCUGAGAAACCUGCCUGGCAAUGAGUCCUGCUGUGACUGCGGAGCACCAGAUCCCACAUGGCUCUCCACUAACCUGGGCAUCCUUACCUGUAUCGAGUGUUCAGGAAUCCAUCGUGAGCUCGGAGUACAUCAGUCACGAAUUCAGUCUUUAACUCUCGAUGUGCUAAGCACCUCUGAGCUUCUGUUGGCAGUGAGCAUUGGAAAUGCCAGAUUUAAUGAUAUCAUGGAGGUCAACUUACCCAAUGAUGCAGUCAAGCCUCUUCCAAAGAGUGACAUGACAGCGAGGAAGGAGUACAUUGUAGCAAAGUAUGCAGAGCGGAGAUAUGUUCUCCCUAAAGAGCACUCUGAAGCAUACCGCAUGUUUGACACUGUGAGGAGCAAAGACCUCAUGUCACUGCUGCAGCACUACGCAGAGGGAGAGGACCUGUCUAAACCAGUCACCAUACCCGAUGGACAGGAUCUGAAGGAGACCGGUCUUCACUUAGCUGUGCGCAUGUCUGAUAAGACUUCUCUGGCUCUGGUGGAUUUUCUUGCACAGAACUGUGGCUGCCUGGAAAAGAAGACUGUAGAAGGAAACACAGCUCUUCAUUACUGUGCAUUGUACAAAAAAACAGAGUGUUUGAAACUUCUACUCAAAGCAAAGGCUGUUUUACAUACAGUGAACUCUGCGGGCGAGACGGCUCUUGACAUUGCCAAGAGACUGCAGCACAUGCAGUGUAUUGAACUGUUGGAAUUGGCACACAGUGGGAAGUUUAACUCUCAGAUCCAUGUUGAAUACACAUGGGAGAUGCCACAGGACAUGUAUGACAGUGAAGACGAUCUGGAUGAAAGGGCAAGUCCCCAUCCUAAAGGCUCACGGUCUCCACUUCCCCCUACUGGCAUGAACGGGCACUGCUCGUCUGCGUGGAAUUUAAAUAAAAGCUGUCCAGCCAGAACCUAUGAGAACAUUGACUUCCUAUAUCAAAAUCCACCCAACAACAGCGCCCCUACUGGUUGCCACAUGCCACCUCCAUUACCAGCUAAAGCAAUACAGAGAGGACGUUCAGAUCCUCAGAUUUCGGGUUCCAUUCCAGAGACUCACACCCCAUACCGUCAGAGUUCUCAUCCCACGGGCUGCUUUCAGAGAAUCAGCAUUACACCUCCAGAGCCCUGUGGACCCACACCUGCACGUUCUCACAGCACCGGACCAUCUAAAGGACAGAGACAGACCGUGUUCUGGGAGGGACAGGCUUUCUCAGGGGCAGAGGGCAAAAAUCACUCCACCUCACCCCAGAGUCAGAGAGGACCUGUCAGCUCAGAGAAGACGACCUCAUAUCGGCGGACGAGUGGCGGCAGUCAAGGAAAGGGUUCAGCUCCAUCUCCAGGCUAUGCAGGCAGUCAGGAGGAACUUUACUGCAGUCCAGCUUCCAACCCUGCACCUCCUCCAGCUAAUGCUAACAACAGUGUCUCGGUGCCAGUUUUACUGCCACCACCUCGCUCACGCAAAAAUGCGAUGAUCUCAUUAAGGGAAAGGCCCAAAAAGGUCAAAGCAUUGGUUGACUGCAGAGCGGUUGGAGCCAAUCACCUCGCUUUUUUUAAGAAUGAGGUCAUCAUAGUGACAGCAACUGACGACCCACACUGGUGGGUGGGCCACAUAGAGGGAGAACCUUCUAGAAGCGGCACCUUUCCAGUCAACUAUGUACAUAAAUUAGGAGAAUGAGAUGACACCAUGUAGAGCCAGUCUAGACUGUUGCUUUUAUCUUCAGAGCCGUUGGACCUAGAAGCGGUGAAAUGCACUUAGAAGAUGAAAGACUUGAGAACAGACUCUCUCACAGCAUUAGUGUGGACACGGUAAGAUGAUCCAUUCAGUGUUGCUCAGAACGGAUCUCAGCUGUUCAUCUGGACUGAAGGAUUGGCAGGUACGUUUUAUGAAUGACUGGACUUCUUUGGUGGAAAAAAGGGCUUUGUUGUUAGACUGCACUUGUUGUAUCUUAUUGAUGUUGACGCCGUGGCUAUUGGAGUUGAAGGUCUCUAAAAGAGAUUGUUGCCAGACUCGGAGGCACUGGGCUCAUUUGCUGAACCUCAUCCUGUGGUUGCUGCUCUCUGGAUAUCAUUUUAUACCAUCAGGCAUUAUGACGUGCCCAUUAGUCCUAGCCAGACAGCAGGUCCACCAGACAGAGGAGGAUGGAUUUGGUUUCAUCUGUCUCCUCUGAACCGUCGUCUCCUAUUGCUGCUGAUUCCCGGACAUAAGAAAUAAGGGUUAUUCAUAAACAUAAGGCACACAAAGAUUCUAGAGACCGCAAACAACAAGAAACACUCAAUAGGUUUGGACUGCAGAUUUUUCAGUAUUGUUCAGUAUUGCUACUUACGAAAGAAACCCAAAAUACAUCAAGUAACCCACA
This is a messenger RNA of Danio aesculapii, 3925 nucleotides long. RefSeq names its product ArfGAP with SH3 domain, ankyrin repeat and PH domain 3 (gene asap3). The record is from RefSeq and is a predicted model, not a curated record. The coding region runs from base 268 to 3243 and encodes 991 amino acids. Gene Ontology annotation, biological process: cell migration; positive regulation of GTPase activity. Gene Ontology annotation, cellular component: cytoplasm; focal adhesion. NCBI's taxonomy places the organism in Eukaryota, Metazoa, Chordata, Actinopteri, Cypriniformes, Danionidae. Gene Ontology annotation, molecular function: GTPase activator activity; protein binding. The transcript has 26 exons.